Molecule: messenger RNA, 480 nt
Organism: Amphibalanus amphitrite
Lineage: Eukaryota; Metazoa; Arthropoda; Thecostraca; Balanomorpha; Balanidae
Product: cryptochrome-1-like
Exons: 4
Biological process (GO): negative regulation of DNA-templated transcription; entrainment of circadian clock by photoperiod; circadian regulation of gene expression
Cellular component (GO): nucleus; cytoplasm
Molecular function (GO): DNA binding; FAD binding
Source: RefSeq, a predicted model, not a curated record
AUGAGCGAGGAUGACCCGCCCAAACACAGUCUGCACUGGUUCCGCAAGGGUCUGCGGCUGCACGACAACGCCAGCCUGCUCGAGGGCGUGGCGGGCUCGACCACGUUCCGCUGCAUCUACAUCCUGGAUCCGUGGUUUGCCGGCUCGUCCAACGUGGGCAUCAACAAGUGGAGAUUUCUAUUGCAAUGUCUUGAGGAUCUGGACAAGAGUUUGCAGCGGCUGAACUCGCGCCUGUUCGUGAUCAGAGGCCAGCCCGCAGAUGUGCUUCCCAGCCUGUUCAAGAAAUGGAACAUCACCUGUCUUUCGUUUGGAGAGGAUCCGGAACCGUUCGGAAAAGUGCGAGACCAGAACGUGCGGAAAAUGGCGCUCGAACACAACGUGGAAGUGGUCUCGCGCACAUGUCACACACUGUACGACGUCGACACGGUGAUUGAGCGCGCCGGCGGCCGCUCGCCGCUCACCUACAAGCAGUUCCAGACG